Oreochromis niloticus (Nile tilapia) is the source of this 4131-nucleotide messenger RNA. RefSeq names its product up-regulator of cell proliferation-like. Bases 148 to 3180 code for a protein of 1010 amino acids. The transcript has 3 exons. Lineage: Eukaryota; Metazoa; Chordata; Actinopteri; Cichliformes; Cichlidae. Gene Ontology annotation, molecular function: GTP binding. The record is from RefSeq and is a predicted model, not a curated record.
GUACCGAUCGGGUUUCCGGUACGGAACGGGUAGUGACAGUCAUAACAAGGAGUUAUUUUAGUCCCCCCGAUCAGUUUUCAUGGUGCGAACACCAAAUGAUUUUUUCUAACGCAACAGGACGAAAAUCUAACUUCUGCCAUAUGCAUCAUGUGCAUAGUGGAAAUGGAGAAUUUGGAAAACAAAAAGGGGGCUGAAGAAAAAAGACCAACCACAGCCAAGGAUGUUUCUUCAAGAGGACCAAGCUGCAUGGAAGCGCUUACAACUCAGAGCAAAGCGCAAGAUGAUUAUAAGAAUGGGAGACAACUGAAAAGCUUGUUGGAGGAUGUGGACUUGGAGCCGUACUACACAAAGAAGCUAUCACUUGACCAAGUCCGUGAGAUUAUUAAGAAGACCAUUACUGCUGGAUGCAAAUGUAAAGCUGAUGUUCCAUGGCAUGUUCUUGACAAACUGAUGAUUUUUAAUGCUACGGCGAGGAAUACUGAUGAUGAUGGGAGCAAAGACUUAAUUAUUAGUUUUCCACUUGAAGUUCCAAAGUGUGAUGAUAAAUCAGCAAGUACAGACUUAGAUUUUGAAGAUCUGUUUGACAGUUCAAACACAGAUGACAUGCUAAACCCUCUUGACAUAAUCACUGCUCUCUUUCUGUGUUCUGAUGGUUUUGUACAGCAGGAAAUGGCACGAAAAAUGUCCAUGUGUCAGUUCUCUGUUCCUCUGCUGCUUCCAAAUUGUGACACCAAUCAGUGCACACUCAUGCUGUGGGCCAUGAGAGACAUUGUUAAAAAGUACAGACCUCAGUCUCUGUCAGAAUCCAAGGGCUUCAUUGAAGACAGAAUCGUUCUCUCUGAACUUCCAAUGAUCUCUUUUGUCAGACUGGGUGAGUGCUCCUUGUCCAAGUCAGAGAUUCUCAAUAAGCUUCUGAGCAAUUCUCCGCAGUACCAUGACACCUUUGUUCAUCGCAACAUGGAGUGUGGCAACAGUCCAAGAAGAAUAUCCAACGGCCUGAUUGAAAUUACUUGGUAUCUUCCUGGUGGAAACAGAAACAUUGAUAUUUUCAGUCAGCCAGUGGCUGUAGCUAACCUUCGUGGGGAUAUUGCUUCAUUUGAAGCACAAUACUCCUUUCUUUGUCAGACAUCUGCAGCGGUUUUUGUGUUCUUUGACCAUUUGGACGCUGAGUGCAGUCUACUUAGCAACCAAAACCACAAGGCCCAAAUCUUUUUGGUUGGUAACUGCGAUAGAAAAAGCAACGAAGAUGCUCUAAAAAAAGUAGCUACUGAAUUGGGUUUGACUAACAACAACAUCAUUAUUAAGACAAAACAGAAAAACGAUGCGGACUUUAUAAAGAUUGUGAGAAAGAAAGUCAGAAAAGUAAUUAGGAGAUCAGAUAUGAAGGUGACAAUAGAGCAGAUGGCAGACGUUGCCCAUGGACUGGGAAUCCUGGUUGAUGAAGACUCUCCAGAGUGCCAGAUUGCAAAGACAAACGCAGAGGCCAUCACUGCAGAAAUUCAAGACAUCCUUAAAUACAAAGACGCUCAGCUUCCAUGUCAAGACCAAAUAUGGAAAGAACUGACCCGCUUAAAACUGGAAGAAUUUCAACUUCAAAAUGUUCAAAGUCAACUUCAGUUACAGAAAAAAGAACUGCAGAAAAAGCAGAACUCUUAUGACAUGUCGACAGCUAUGACAUGUUUCAUCAAUGCAAUAUCAAGCCCAGGAACAGAGAGGUUUUAUUUCCUGAAAUGGAUGCGAAUGAACCUUGAUAACCUGUCUCGCAUAAAACUGUCUGAACUUCAGGAGAAAUAUCAAGAAAAAUGCAAGAACUCUGAGAACAAAGAGGAGAUCAAAGAAAUUGACAGACAAAUUUCCAACAGCUCACUGGGGAUUGAACACUUCUUCCGUGAAAUGGGUCAGAUCUAUGAAGCUUCACUGUCCCUUCCACAAACAGAUCCAGCACGUCAACAGCUGCAGCAUCUGCCCAAACUGUGUGCAGAGUUGUUGCUUGAUGGAUUUCCUCUUGAGCUUGUAGAUGGAGAUGCAUCCAACAUCCCUCUCAGAUGGGUGAGUGAUGUUCUCUCUCAGCUCAGUGACUUGGUGUCUCCAAACAGAAAGAUACGUGUAGUCACAGUUCUUGGAGUUCAGGGCACAGGAAAGUCCACUCUCCUUAACACCAUGUUUGGAGUGCAGUUUGCAGUCAGCAGUGGUCGAUGUACUCGAGGUGCCUUUAUGUCACUCAUCAAAAUCAAUGAAGACAUCAAAAAUGUUCUAAACUGUGACUUCAUGCUGAUCAUUGACACUGAGGGCUUAAAGUCACCAGAACUUGCACAACUGGACAACAGCUAUGAGCACGACAAUGAGCUUGCUACACUUGUUGUGGGACUGAGUGACAUCACCAUUGUCAAUGUUGCAAUGGAGAAUUCAACUGAAAUGAAGGACAUCCUACAAAUAGUUGUGCAUGCUUUUCUCAGGAUGAAGGAGGUGGGCAAAAAGCCGAAAUGUGUGUUCGUUCACCAGAAUGUGUCCGAUGUUUCAGCCCAUGAGAAGAACUCACGAGACAGGAAACUGCUCCUGGAACAGUUGAAUGAGAUGACCCAGGCAGCAGCCAAAAUGGAAAAGAAAGAGGAGAACAAGAGCUUCACUGAUGUGAUGGAGUACAGUCCAGACACUGGGAACUGGUACAUUCCUGGACUCUGGAAUGGAAACCCACCAAUGGCACCAGUCAGUAUAGGGUACAGUGAGGCUGUAUAUGAGCUCAAGAAACAUAUCAUCCAACUGCUGAGAAACUGUGAGUCAUCUGCUAAUGAUAUUUUGGAGUAUAAAGAGUGGGUAAAGAGCCUGUGGACUGCAGUAAAGCAUGAAAACUUCAUCUUUAGCUUCAAAAACAGCCUCAUAGCUGAUUCGUACACAAAGCUCUUCACAGAAAUCAACAAAUGGAAGUGGGAAUUCAAAAGAGAAACAAGAAUUUCCAAUUUUGGUAGAGGUGAAAUAAAAUCUGAAACAUCUGAUCUGAAUGAAUUUCCCAGAUCUUUCAAAAGUGAAGCCUCCACAGAUCAGAAAAACAAAAAACACAAGGCCAAUAAUAUCUUCAUCAGUGUAUCCCGCUUCCUGAGAACACUUCUGCCACACAGAGUGAGCCAUGCAUGUAAAUCACUAAGUCAAAAAAAGUCUGUAAAAAUGUUAUUCCAUCACUGAUCCAAGUUACCUAUUCUGUCUCUGACGAGACUACCAUACUAGAUAAGUUGGCGCUGGCUCUGUGCUCUGUGGUCUGAGAUCAGUGACAGUAUGUGCUUUGUGUGGAAACACAGUUAGCAUUACCAAAUAAAUGAGCACUCUCAUUUAUCAUCUUAACAGAUGAGAUUAUCCUUCAUAACCACCUCGGCUAACAUGUGUGAUAUACAAAACAUUGGUAAUGAAAGCUGUGACGAUGGGAAAUGUCUGAUUGAUUUAAAUUGGCAAGCUGGACAGGUGCAGGCUCCACCAACACGUUCAGAUUAACAUCUCUAAAAAAUCACUUGCUUGAUCAAAUGUACAAGUCACCACCUUAUUUUUGAUUAAUAUUUAAUCCUGCUGUAGACAUAGUUAACUGUGUCACUAAGCUUUUUUUAUUUUCUAAAUAAAUAUCAUUAAUGAUAAUAUCCUGUCCUUGAUUAGUGCAAGAAAAUGGAAGGAGUUGACUUUUUAAGUUGACUUGUAAUUCUGAGCUGUUAUAUGUGAGUUCUAGCUGUUGUGGUCUUUUUUUUGUAUACUUUAUUAAUCCCCUGUAGGGAAAUUACUCUCUGCAUUUAACCCAUUCACCCAGUGAAGCAGUGAAGCAGUGGGCAGCCAAUCCAGCAUCCGGGGAGCAUAUAAUUCUGAUGGGUAACAUUGUUCUGCAGAAUAAGUACUUUGGAUUACUUUUGAUAAUUUUUGUACAAUGUCCAAAUAUUAGUUUUUUAUGAGUGAGCUUUUCAGAAUGUUUUAUUAUAUGAAAAUGAUUUAGAGGUGAGAAACAUUCAGUAACAGUGCAGCAAGAAGCUUUCAAUUUUAAUCCUGUCCAAUUUGUCUUUUUAAAGAGUGGAAGGGUAUUUGUUUUGAUUUUUGUUGUUGUUUUUUAUUUUUAUUUUUUUUGAACUGAUAUUUUACCUUAUUACAAUGUGAUUCUUU